CAAAAUUUCACACACAAGCAAAUAUUUUUUUGUUAUUAUUGAACAGUAAAGAAGAACAACGCGAAAGGAAAACGAGCUUGCGGAUGUGAAAAGCAAAGCGGGUGUGUGGAAAACGGCAACAACAAAAGGCGAACGGGGGAAAGCCAAAGGAAAACUAAUCGCGGGGGAGCGAAAAUCGGCAGGGAAACACGGACAAGAAGAGGAAGAAUAGGAAUCAGAAUAGGAGAGCAAGCUGAAGAAGAAGCAGCGCAGCCGCUAAUUGUCUCGUCGUUCGUUGUUGUUGCUGUUUGCAAAAAAAAGAAACCGAAAAAGAAAUUGCAGAAAAAUAAAGCAAACAAAUUCAAUAAAACGAUUUGAACGAUUAGCAAGUUAAUAAACGCAACAUAAAACCAAAGGAACGAACGGCAGUGGCAAAGGAAAAGGCAAAAAGAAGAACAACCGAAAAGGUCAAAAAAUUUAGUAAUCAAAUUGCACAAAAUGGCAGAGAAACGAGCAGAUCAAUAAUAAUAAUAACAAAAAGGAAAGGAGCAAAUGUAACGGUGAGUGUGUGUGCGUGAGGCAAACAACAAAAAACAGCAAAGAAACAUUUUUAACUAAAAUGUGGAAACCAAGCAAGGAAACAACAAAAGCUACAAUAACAACAACAACGACAGCUUGGAGCAGCGCAGCCAGCAGCGACGUCGCCGCAUGGAAAGCACAAAAAACCGCAUGACAAGGAAAUGGAAAAUUUUUGUGCAGCCCAAAAAACCAAAUGUGAACAUAAAGGAAAGGCCGACAGCGAGGCGUUGAGCAAACGAAAAACAAAAUACAACAAAAAUACAAAAACGUGUGUGUGUGUGUGUGCGUGUGUGUUUUUCAUUCGAAUAAUCGAAGAAUAAUAGUAAUAAUAAUAAGAGUCAAGGAAGAAGCGGCAUUCGAAAGAGAACAAAAUAAGCGAAAGAAGAAGCAGAUGUAAUAACUAAAGAAGAAGCACAUCAGCAGAUCUAUGAGAAGAAGAAGAAGGCGAAGAGGGCAACAACUUGAAAAAUAUACAACAAAUAAUAAUUAUGGCAGCUUCAACAAACAAAAUUCUGUAGUAAACGAAACAAAAGACGCCCAAAGCACGAUUUUUAAAUAGAAGAAAUAACAGAAACGCAAACUUUGGAAGCCAAAACCACAAAUAUAUUGCUAACAAUAUACAUAUAAAAGAUAGCUGAAGGUUCACGCCAAAGCAGGCGUCGCAUCCUGAACAGCUCGAAAAAGAAAAUAAGAGUAAAGGAAAAUAUACAGAAUAUAGUAUAUCGCUGCCAUGGCCAGCAGCGCGACGAACGUCGACGGCGGAAGCGGGACGUCGACGGCGCUGCCAUCGCUCUUUCCCGCCGUCGGUGCCGCUGCCGGUGUAAAGGAUAUGGACGGACUAAUGGCCAUUAAUGAUAGCGCCCUAUCGCAACAGAUCGAAUUUAUACUGCAGGAUGCUCCCAUGGAGCAGGACGAUGAUCCUCACCAGCAUUCGCAUGUGCAUCACCACCAUCACUCGCAGCAUCAUCCUCACUCGCAUUCGCAUCAGCAGCAGCAGCAUCUUCAGCAGCAACAGCAGCAGCAGCACCACCAUCCGCAUCAUCAUCUGAAGCUGGACAACAGCAGCAACAACCACCCACCGACAGCAGCAGCAGCAGCAGCCGUAGCAGUAGCAACAACGGCAGCAACAGCAGCCACAUCAACCAACAACAGCAGCGCUUCCUUCAGCAGCAGCAGCAUCAGCAGCAGCAGUAGCAAUAGCAACAACAGCAAUCACUUGGACAGCCAGCAACAGUUGCUCAUACAGCAACAGCAGCAACAUCAUUUGUUAAACGGACGCCGCAUUAUAAUCCAGGCCACGGGCAACUCGUCCGUUUUGGCCGCCAGCGAUAUCAAGGAGGAGGACGAGGAGGAGGAAGAUCCCGAGCUGAACGAUGAGAAUCUGCAGGAUAUCGAAGAGGAGGCUCAGGCAGCCGAGGCCGAUGAGGAGCCCGAAACUACCGCGCAUUUGUCCACGCAAGUUAAGCUGGAGCUGGAAGAGGAUGAGGAAGUGCCCGACGAGGAGGAGGAAGAGGAUGAGGACGAUGACGAGGAAUUGCAGCACGGCCAGCUGGAGUACCAAAUUAGUGCGGCCACGCAAACAGCCACUGCAGCGACGAGUAGUGCUUCUGGUGGAUCUGCAACAACCGGAGGAUCCCAGCAAUUGGUACAACUGCCCGCCGGGAGUAUCGUGAGCACUACCACCCACCGAUUGUCGGUGCCCGUGACCGAGGCGGCUCUAGUGCAGCUGCAACGACGACCUGUCUACAUAAGCAACGCUGUGGGCGGGUUAACAGCCGGCACAACCUAUGUAAGAAUGCCGGCGGCCGCCGUGAUUAGCCGGAGUCCCAUGACGGUGCUGAAUGUGGUGCAACAGGCGUUGCCGGCCACUCAGCUGAUAUUGCAAACACAACAGCAACAAACGCCGGCAGCGGCAGCGGCUGAACAGCAAUUGGCCUUGGCCUUGGAGCAGCAAAGGCAGCAGCAGGAGCAGCAGGCCCAGCAACAAAGGCAGCAACAGCAAGAACAGCAACGGCAGCAGCAGGCGCAACAAGAACACCAGAGGCAGCAGCAACAGCAACAGCAGCAGCAAACCCAUCCAGUGAAACAUUCAGCAUCCAGCUCUUCCUCCACCAACAACAGCAACACAAGCUCCACCAACAGCAACAAUAACCCGCCGGCAGCGACUGUGACCACCAGUUACCAGUGCGUCGAGUGUGUGGAGAAGUUCGAUUCCAAGGAGCUCUUCGACAUCCAUCGCAGUGGCCACGCAAAUAACAUGAAGUGCGCCAUCUGCAACAUGGUGUUGAAGUCCCUGAAGAACUACGAGAAGCACUGCCUGCGCUGCAAGCCGUACGAGUGCCAGAUAUGCGGUCGAGUCGUUCGCUUCCGGCCGAACUUCAUCAAGCAUAUGCGUGUGCAUACGGGCCAGCAGUCGGAGCGGCACAAAUACAAGUGCGAGGUGUGCCACAAGGAGUUUAUGAGCUUCGAGUACUUCAAGGUGCACAAGAAGAUCCACAACGAGAAUGUGAACCUCACUUGCGAGAUCUGCGGCAAGGUGUUCAGUGCCCUGGCAUCGCUGCGCGGCCAUUCCAAGCUGCAUUCGGGUGUUAAGCUGCACAAAUGCGACGUAUGCGGCAAGGGUUUCGGACAGCGCUACAACCUGAAGAUUCACGCCAGAACGCACACGGGUGACUUCCCCUUCGAGUGCAAGAUCUGCAAGAAGAAGCUGCACACACAGUCCUCGCUGCAGACGCACAUGCAGGUCCAUCUGCGGGAUCAACCUGGCGCGGUUGCGGCCGCCACAGCUGCCGGAGCAGCCUCCUCGAAGGCCAGCAAUAGCAGCAAUUCGAGCAACAGCAGCAAUUCCAGCAGCAGCAAUUCCAGCAGCAACGGCGUAUCGGCAGCGGUUGCGGCGGCAGCCACAACGACUACAAUUGUCAAGCUGGAGCCGCCGCACGAGAUGGAGAGGCCAGGCACCAGUAGUAACCAGCAGUUGCAGCAGUCGCAACACCAUCAAAUGGAACUAGACGAUCAGUCGGGACUGAGCGGGGACGAGGAGGAUGGCAGCGGCGGCGGUAUGAAUUCCUCCUCGCAUAUUGUGAACGCAACCACCAAUCGCUUGACCACCGGCGAGGACUCAUCGGAGUCCUCGAAUGCCUCGCUACACCUGAACCAGCACUCCUCCACCUCAUCCUCGCCAGCCUCGCAGCACCAAGUGUCGUCGCACCAGCAGCAUGUGCAUCAGCAGCAGCAACAGCACUCGCAGCAGCAAUAUCUCGUUUCGGCACCAACAAGAACGAUCGUCAUUAAGAACUACAUGCAGCAGGGAUCCCAGCAGCACCAGCAGCAGCAACAUACCUCCGAUCCAACGCCCGUGCUGCAUGCACAGGUCAUCCAGAGCGGUGCAGGCACCAGCAACGGCACCGGCAACACCCCCUCCUCCAAUAGCAGCAGCAACAGUAGUACCAACAUUGCCACCAGCAACUCCGGCGGCAAUCUCAGCAAUGGCUCGCAGUUGAUACGAAAGACGCCAAUCAUACAUCAUUCAACUGGUAGCAGCAAUGGCAGCGUAGGCUCCGCGCUGACCAGUGUGGUGCAGCAAACAGGUGUUAUUUCGCCAGCUCAAUCGCCGUCAUCAUCCUCGACCUCUUGCUCCUCAUCCACGGUGCUGGUUUCCAAGGCCACUGGUGUGCCACUAUCGAUAGCUUCCUCGGCGGCGGCUGCACUCGGAGGCUCCACUAUCAUACGUAGCACAAGGAAUCACCAGCAGCAGCAACCAGCCCAACAACAGCAGCGGGCAACGCAGCGCAACAACCACCGAAAUCACCACCGACGCCGUCAUCUGGCGGAUAUGGAUGACGAUGAAGAUGAAGACGAAGAUCAGCCGCAGCAGCAGACGCAGCAAACGCAACAGCAUCACCAUCAUCACAGUCAUCAUCACAACCAUCACAAUCAUCAUUUCGAUGACGAUGAUGACGAUGAGAAAUCGUCACCGUCCCUGGCCACAGCAGCCAUUAUAAAAGUGGAACCGAAUCUGUAUUCUUCGGGCUCUGGUGACAACUCCAACGAUAUGUUCAUCAAAGAGGAGGUGAUGUUUGAGGAUUCGGCUGCCCUGCAUUCCCCACAAUCACCGCCAAGCUCGAAAUUCCGUAUCUCCAAUUUUGAUAGUGAUCUGGUUGAUCAUCAUGUUGAUCUGAAUCAUUCGCUGCCGCCGUAUGGUAAUUUGUUUGAACCGCAUUCCAUACCGGAUAGCAUACCGGUGCAGCUGUAUCCGGAUGAUGACGAUGACUUUCGGCUGGAUCAUAGUUCGCUGGGUGGACUGCACAACACAACGUCGUCGUCGACCACCGAUGGGGACUUCAUCAAGAAGGAAUGGGUAUACGGCACGGGCGCUAGUUCCUAUGCCAUGAACGGCAAGUUUGAUGACGACAGCGAUGCCCUGUGCGAUGCGGCCAAUUUCAUUUACAAUUGAGUGCAGGCAGCCACUGCCGUUGUGGUGGAUCAUCAUCGUCAUUCGUAUUGGAAACGGAGGAGGCAUCCGCGUCAUCAGGUGAAUCCGGUGUUUGAUGUGGAGGAGCACGAGAAGGAAGAGGAGGCGGAGGUUGAGCAUCACCAGCAGCAGCAGGAGGAAGAGCGAAAUGUGCAGGAGGAACUGGAACAGGAACAGGAUCAGCAACGCAAUGUCCUGCGACGCGUCCACGAUGCAGCCAUGUGGAGCUGAGGAAUCGGUUUACCCAGAUUCAUAGCUGUACCACGUAUAUAUAUAUAUAUAUAACAUAUGUCCCCCCGAUAUACCCAAAUUCACACACACCACAAAACACAUCAAAGAGGGUGAAUCGAAUUGCGUAGGGUGCAAAAACCAAUUUAUGAACAAUUCUAACUAAUUUCGCUGUUCAAACUUUAGAGCUAAUUACGUUUUAGUGCUGCUCGAAUCGGAAUCAUAGGUUUUAUUCAUGCAAUAGCCACAGGGACAUGUCUUUUAUAGGCAAAGGAAUCAGGAAAAUAUCAACUUAUUGGGCGGAAAAGAAAAAGUUAAUUGUGUAAUAGGCUUUUGUAACGGGCUUUAAAAACAUCGAUUUUUAGGAAAAUUUAUUUUGAGUGAUUUAUCAGCUGGUUUUAAAAUAUCUGGUAUUAUUCAAAAGAAAACAAUGUGUAUUUUUUUGAAAUACCCAAAUUAUAGUUCUAAGCUGACAUUUUGGAUCUUCCCAAAGGAAAGAAAAAAAUUUGCGGUUUUUUUUUUUUGAUUAAGAUAAAAAAUGUAAGGUUAAGGCCUAAAAUCAAUAUUGUAACUAAAGUUUCCAAAGCCAAAUUAUUUAGAAUUAUCCAUAGAAGACUUCCAAAUUGCUCUAUUUUACUUUUUUGCAACGCAAACAUGUCGAGCCACCCUUCUAUUUAUACAUAUAUAUUGCUAAUAUAUAUUGAACACAUACUUAUCCUAUAUGUCCACCAUAUAGACAAUUUGCUAUCUCUGUUGCGCUCGUGAUGAUCUUAUAACGUGAUCUUAAGUCUAAAUCAAUGUGUAAAAUUUAAUGUUUGUUUUUAACUUGCUUCCGUUCAAACCUUUUCUCCCAGUGUGUAAUUUUUCUCCGUUUCCGUUUGUUGUAGUUGUUUAUCUUGUCUUCUUGCUCUCUCACUCUGUGUGUCUCUGUCUCUGUUGCUCUCGUGUCCUCUCUGUCACACUCCCCGUCUCACUCUGAUCUGUUUAUAAGAAGUGUGUACAAUUUUCGCCCCACUUUUAGUGUAAAAAUGAAGAAAAUCUCAAAUGAACUUGUAACUUGAUGUGAAACACGAAUUGUUUAUUAUAAGUUUUAAAUUUUACAUAUCAUUUAUCCUUAUUGUGUACUCUAAUCUCUGUUUUUAACUUUCCGUAUGGCCCAGCACAUUGUAUUUCCUAUUGCGAACCCUAAUUUUAGUUGUAUAGUUUUGCAUUUGAUCUCUCGGCUUUAGUUUUUGCAUUCAAAGCGAAAGAAAAUUCAGUUCCUGUGUAAUGGCAAAGAUAACUUGAGAAAUUGUAUUAUAAUUUAAUGGACUAGGCAAUCAAUGUGCUGCUUUCUUGCGGAAAGGUAUAUGUAUGAACCAUAUCUCUCUGUCACUCGAGGAUCCUACAGUAUUGGCUCCAAAAACAACCUAAUCAAAUCAAAAAAGAUUAAAUUAAGUGAAAAACCGCUUUAA
Drosophila yakuba is the source of this 6711-nucleotide messenger RNA. RefSeq lists its product as uncharacterized. The record is from RefSeq and is a predicted model, not a curated record. The transcript has 5 exons. Lineage: Eukaryota; Metazoa; Arthropoda; Insecta; Diptera; Drosophilidae. Bases 1289 to 5011 code for a protein of 1240 amino acids.